Molecule: messenger RNA, 2177 nt
Organism: Delphinapterus leucas (beluga whale)
Lineage: Eukaryota; Metazoa; Chordata; Mammalia; Artiodactyla; Monodontidae
Source: RefSeq, a predicted model, not a curated record
AAAACGUAUCAAGCUGCAUCCUUAAGGUCUGUGCAUCUAUUCUAUGUAAAUAUACCUACAAAACAAAAAAUGGGUUUCUGGGAGGAAGACGCCAGUAGGGGGCGUGCGAGAUCUGUAGCUCAAGGAGAGGUGUUUGAGUUUUGAAAGUGAAAGGCAAGUUUCUGAAAGCAUCCGGAACCGGGAAAUAAGAUGAAGUUGCCUUUUACAUUGUGGGUGCUCCUGGUUGUGCCUCCCCUCCCACCUUCUGGAUCCUCCUUUCAGCCACAGAGCCAGAGAGAGUAUUUCCUGAACAUUCCAUAUGCCAUGCUCUGAGUAUGACCUCAUUUAGUCCACACAGCAAUCCAGUCGUGUCAACUAGAUCCUAUGGUUCUCCCCACUUCUUACCAAAGGACUCAGAGAGGAAAUUACAAGUCCAGAGUCACAGCCAGCAGGGGGCCAACCUUGGACUCAAGCCCAGCUUUCCCAUCAGAUCAAGUCGGGGGCCAGAAAGGUCCAGUCCUCUCUGCGUGGGCCCCCUCUGGUCACACAGCCCUGCAGCUGCCCCUUCCUUACCCCCCGGGAUGACGCGCCACGGCAAGAACUGCACGGCGGGGGCUGUCUACACCUACCAUGAGAAGAAGAAGGACACAGCGGCCUCAGGCUACGGCACCCAGAACAUUCGACUGAGCCGGGAUGCCGUCAAGGACUUCGAUUGCUGCUGCCUCUCUCUGCAGCCGUGCCAUGACCCUGUUGUUACCCCCGAUGGCUACCUGUAUGAGCGGGAGGCAAUCCUGGAGUACAUUUUGCACCAGAAGAAGGAGAUCGCCCGGCAGAUGAAGGCCUACGAGAAGCAGCGGGGCGCCCGGCGUGAGGAGCAGAAGGGGCUGCGGCGGGCGGCCGCGCAGGACCAGGUGCGGGGCUUCCUGGAGAAGGAGGCGGCCAUCGUGAGCCGGCCCCUCAACCCCUUCACGCCCAAGGCUGCCUCCGGGAACUGCCCAGAUGGUGCCCGACCCGGGUCCAGCGCGGGCCCCACAGGCAAGGACAAGGACAAAGCGCUGCCCAGCUUCUGGAUCCCAUCGCUGACCCCCGAGGCCAAGGCCACCAAGCUGGAGAAGCCGUCGCGCAUUGUGACCUGCCCCAUGUCCGGGAAGCCGCUGCGCAUGUCCGACCUGACGCCCGUGCGCUUCACGCCGCUCGACAGCUCCGUGGACCGCGUGGGGCUCAUCACGCGCAGCGAGCGCUACGUGUGUGCCGUGACCCGCGACAGCCUGAGCAACGCCACACCGUGCGCCGUCCUGCGGCCCUCUGGGGCCGUGGUCACCGUGGAGUGCGUGGAGAAGCUGAUUCGCAAGGACAUGGUGGACCCCGUGACCGGAGAGAAGCUCACGGACCGCGACAUCAUCGUGCUGCAGCGGGGCGGCACGGGCUUCGCGGGCUCCGGAGUGAAGCUGCAGGCCGAGAAGUCCCGGCCGGUGAUGCAGGCCUGAGCGCGCGGUAAACCAAAUAAAUGGGCUUGUUGGACGCGACAGGCCGUGUGGCGCCUUCAUUCACCGCGCCAGAGCCCGGUGACAGCGUGAGCUCAGGAAUGACUGCGCUUUGAAAGCGUGGGCUAAAAAUAUUUGAUGUGGUCUCACGUUAAGGGUAAUAUCUGAAUCGAAUGCAAACGCACAGCUUUAAAUGGGUUGAGUGGCCAGAGGUCGGAGUCUGGGCCGCGACCACAGGAGGGCGCCACUUUAACGGACUGUAGAAAUCCCCGCACUUUCUUUUGAGUUAAACCAAAUUUGAAGCCCAGGAGGCGACCUGGAACGCGUCUCCCGUUGUAAAGUUUGAUAAGACACGCAAAGAAAAUGAAGUGCUGUGUGUGACUGAGAAAGCGAACAGCCGGCACCCUGUCUAGAGAAGGCGGUCAGGAACACUCCCUCCCCCACCACCUGGAGGCUGGAGGGUGAAGAGGAAGAGGAAACCGCAAGUGCAAAGUCCCAGAGGCAGCACUUGGCAGGUGUGAAGAGGGAGGAGUUCAGAGCACCCAGGCCUAGUGGACCUGCCUGGAGCUCAGACUUGACUAGGAGGGCAGGGGUGGCCUUUAAAGCUAUGUUUUUAAUAACCAUUGAAUCACAAAAGCAGACCCUGUGCAGUGUGGAGAACCAGAGCAUACAGUCAAGCAAAGAUUGCAAAAAUAAAGUCUUAAAAGUCCUGAC